GCGGGGGCAUUAGGACACCAACGGGAGGCCUGCCGGACAGACUGACAUUCGGCUGCAACGCAGGAGGCACGCGGCCGCGAUGGCGCUGGCGCGGGCCUGGAAACAAAUGUCCUGGCUGUACUACCAGUACCUGCUGGUCACGGCGCUCUACAUGCUGGAGCCCUGGGAGCGGACUGUGUUCAAUUCCAUGCUGGUUUCCUUCGUGGGGAUGGCACUGUACACAGGCUACGUCUUCAUGCCUCAGCACAUUAUGGCGAUACUACACUACUUUGAAAUUGUACAAUGACGAAGAUGUGACCAGAAUCGAGAGGUUCCUUAGUGAAGAACCAACCUCUGAAGUUGGAAUGAGACUUCAUCAGAUGUCCUAAGAACUUCUAGAUGUCAACAUAACCAACCCUAUGAAUAUAAAGACUGAAAUUCAUGAGUAGAACAGGAAAACAAUCCUGACUCAUGUGUUGUGUUCUUUAUUUUUAAUUUUGAAAGAAGCUCUUGUACAGCUGUUUUUGUCUAUUUUAACAUUGUAGUCAUUUGUACUUUGAUAUCAGUAUUUUCUUAACCUUUGUGACUGUUUAAAUAUUACCCAGUGAAAGCUUUUCUUAAUGUAACUUUGAGUACAUUUUAAUUGCCUUCUAUUUCUAAAACUCAAAGUCAUUAGUUAGGCUUUAUUGUUCUUGCUGUUGUAUGGCAUAUACGUCUGCCUGGAUAUAUUUCUACUCUUGACCAAAGUUUUGUAAGAACUGGGGCUGGGGGCUGGGGAGGGGAGGAUAUUUUAUUGAGAACUAUUUACAAAAGACUUUUCUGUAAGUUCGAACUCAGGAGUACAGUUUUAGCUAUCUAGACUCUAACAGCUCUGCUUUAAAACUAUUACAGUGUUUCUUAA
This is a messenger RNA of Rhinolophus ferrumequinum (greater horseshoe bat), 880 nucleotides long. It is a transcript of the gene SPTSSA, whose product is annotated as serine palmitoyltransferase small subunit A. Lineage: Eukaryota; Metazoa; Chordata; Mammalia; Chiroptera; Rhinolophidae. Gene Ontology annotation, molecular function: serine C-palmitoyltransferase activity. The record is from RefSeq and is a predicted model, not a curated record. The transcript has 2 exons. Gene Ontology annotation, biological process: ceramide biosynthetic process. Bases 80 to 286 code for a protein of 68 amino acids. Gene Ontology annotation, cellular component: serine palmitoyltransferase complex.